AUGGAAUCACACAAACCACUCUUCCCCCCUCACCCCAAAUCCCCCACGCCGCCUAACCCUAACCUCCACCCCCACCGAAAACCCCCCUGCCUUCCUCGUACCGCUCACCGAGCCCGCAGCACUACCACCACUGCUCCGCGACCCCUGCACAUACCGCACCAGCGCCUCCCGAGUCCCAGAAGCGAUGUCUGA
This is a messenger RNA of Plenodomus lingam JN3, 192 nucleotides long. The record is from RefSeq and is a predicted model, not a curated record. Lineage: Eukaryota; Fungi; Ascomycota; Dothideomycetes; Pleosporales; Leptosphaeriaceae.